AGGGGAGUUUCCCGAGGCGAGGCGGGUCGAGCCGCGUCUUCUUCCUCCUCGGUUUCCCCCGGCUGCCACCACCGGAGACGCCGCGGAGGGAGAGUAGUGCCGGCUGCCAUGGAGGCCCGCUACAACCUCAAGAGCCCGGCUGUCAAACGUUUGAUGAAAGAGGCUGCAGAACUGAAGGAUCCUACAGAUCAUUAUCAUGCACAGCCUUUGGAGGAUAAUCUUUUUGAAUGGCACUUUACUGUGAGAGGUCCUCCAGAUUCAGAUUUUGAUGGAGGAAUAUAUCACGGACGAAUAGUGCUUCCACCUGAAUAUCCCAUGAAACCACCAAGCAUUAUUUUGCUGACGGCUAAUGGCAGGUUUGAAGUGGGGAAGAAAAUUUGCUUAAGCAUCUCAGGGCAUCAUCCUGAAACAUGGCAGCCUUCAUGGAGUAUAAGAACAGCUUUACUAGCAAUUAUUGGAUUUAUGCCAACCAAAGGUGAAGGAGCAAUAGGAUCUCUGGAUUAUACACCAGAAGAAAGAAGAGCUCUCGCGAAGAAGUCACAAGACUUCUGUUGUGAAAUGUGUGGCACAUCUAUGAAGACAGCUCUCUUACCACUAACAUCAGGAAGUGGAUCAAGCCAGGCAGACAAGGAGGCUAAAGAACUUGCCAGACAAAUUAGCUUCAAGGCAGAAGUCAAUUCGUCCAGGAAGUCCGAAGCAGAACCUUCAAACUCAGCAGGACUGAACUGCUCUGCUACUUCACCUGAGCCCCAGCAGGAUGGUGCAACUCGAGCAUUCCGGGAUCCAGCGAGUGCAAUGUCAGAAGCUCAGCCCGGCAGCACAGCAGCUGGUCAGGAGCGUGCUGCGUCUGUGCCCACAAACACAUCCCUGAGUCCCCGGCAGCGUCGUGCCCAGCAGCACAGCCAGAGAUGGGCUCCAGCUUCAACUGACUUUAAUCGGGUGCAGCAGCCCAGGGCCAACCCCAACCACACUGGAUCCACCGUUCUGAUCGUCCUUCUGACCUUUGCGCUCGCGGCUCUUAUAUUUCGGAGAAUGUGCUUGGCUAAUGAGUACAUAUUUGAGUUAUAAGGUGGUCUCUAUUGUAAGAGCAGUGAUUUGGAUGCUCUACUGAACGUUCUGUAUUGCGUUUGACAUGGGAACUGUUUACAAAGAUUACUUUUGUAUGUAUGCUUACAUCCAUACGAAUGUUAAUGUAGCUGCAGAUACGUUACUUUAAGAGAAGCCAAGCUGGACGUCUGACUGCAAGAAGUGUUAACUCAGUGCCCAACAGAUUGCUGGAGAGAGCGUGGUGAAGUAGUAAGGCUAAAGGACAUGUGAGGGGGGUGGUACAGUAAUUUAUUAAUUGAAAAAAGGCAAUUUUAAAAAGUGGCUGAUUCACUUUUUUAAUAAAUGCAAUUACCAACCCUGUAUAAGUUAGCAUAAGAUCUAGCAUUGGAGACAAAAUUAUAAAAUGAAUCAGUACAAUGUGUUGGGGCCCAGUGAGCUCUUAAUUUAGAGGUGAUACAGCUUUGUAACACUUUUUAUUUACUGUGACACAUUUCUAGAGCAGAACACAUACAAACUGGUUGAGAUUCUGCUCUGUGUGUGUGAAAGGGGGAAAGGAGUGGGACAGGAAAGAAGGGGCCAGAAAACUAUUUGCAUUAUUUUGGUUUUUUUUAUUUGUUUGUAGGUAAGACUGGAUAAUCUUCUGCAAGUUUUGAAUGUCCUCUUCUAAUACUCUCAACUGUAUAUCUUGCUUUUUUAAAAUUGGAAGGUUAAUGUAAAACAUGGCUAUUCUUGCAAUAGUUAUAAAUAUGUAAUAUAAUUAUUUACCCAGAGUUAUUGUCUUUUAAUUAUACCAGAAGUAUACAUAGGGCAUUAAGCCAAAUGUUUCACUUGUGGUUUUAUUUCCUAAAGAAAACAUAAACCUUAUUAUACUUAAGCUCUCAUAUAUAUGAACAUGCUUAAGAGAACUAUUUAUUAAAACUUGAUAGUAACAAACUGUUUCAAGCCAGUCUUCGGUUAUGUUUUAAGUAUCUCAGAGCUUUUUAUUUGUUUUGUUUUGGUGGCUUGUAGCCUGAAAUCAAUAUUGGACCCAGAGACUUUCUGUAUUAUUAUUUUAUUAAAAAUAAAUAACUGGUAAGAUA
Molecule: messenger RNA, 2126 nt
Organism: Lagopus leucura (white-tailed ptarmigan)
Lineage: Eukaryota; Metazoa; Chordata; Aves; Galliformes; Phasianidae
Gene: UBE2J1
Product: ubiquitin conjugating enzyme E2 J1
Exons: 8
Coding region: 109-1068 (319 amino acids)
Source: RefSeq, a predicted model, not a curated record